Messenger RNA from Rubroshorea leprosula, 1533 nucleotides. NCBI's taxonomy places the organism in Eukaryota, Viridiplantae, Streptophyta, Magnoliopsida, Malvales, Dipterocarpaceae. The record is from the annotation of a GenBank genome assembly.
AGUUGGCUUGUUAGCUUACCUUCUUCUCUCCCUCUCUCCGAGAUAAUGCUCGCAGCUCACUUCUGCAUCCGUACAAUCGCAAUCCCUACUUCUUGGAAUCAAACAAAUGCCACUCCUCCAAUUGCCUCUGCUUCCUUCCUUUGCUCCCCAAUUCGAUGGAGUAUCCGGACGAGGCGCCGCCGUCCUCUCAAUUCCAUCCUCAUUUCCUGCAAUUCUUUCCCUGGAAGUUCCCGUCCCCGAUCCAGUCCCGGCGACGAUCCCGACCACGAGUUCCUCGAAGCUUCUCUCCUUGUUCCAGAAACUGUAUCGCACUACCGGAUGCUGAAGAAAGGAUUUCAAGAAACGAAAUGGCAGUCUUCUAGGGAAUUGCUUCCCUUUCUUCCAAAGAGGGAACCUAUGUCUGAGCUUCUGGGACCAACGUUCCUCAGGAGUUUUCAGAGUCCUACAAUCUUUCUUAAGAUUUCUUGUGAUGGAGACUUCUUGCUACCAAUUCUUGUAGGAGAUUAUGCUAUUGAAAGAAUUAUAGAGGCCUUGUGGGGAGAUGAUAGUGGGGAUUCUCCAGAUCUAUUCCAGUUUGUGACAAAUGUUGUGGAAAAGCUAGGCUAUGAAGUUAAAAUGGUGAGGAUUACUGACAGAGUGAUGAAUACUUAUUUUGCAAAAUUAUACAUUGGAAAGCCAGGGGAAAGUGAUAUUCUAAGUGUGGAUGCUCGGCCCUCAGAUGCCAUAAACUUAGCUAACAGAUGCAAGGUAUGAACUUUUAACAGCUCAGUUAUAACUUAUAACAUUAAAAAUUUCAAAUAGUAGUUACUUUGUUUGACUUGUUUCACAGAUAAUGUCAGCUUUAACUUUCAAGGUAAAAAAAAAUGUCCUGACUUGAUUUGAUUUGACUGAACUAGUUUAAUCAUUUGAGUGAAGCAUGUUAUUGUUAUGCUUAUAUCAGACUUAUCAAGUUUUCAUCUGUUAAGCGUACUCGAAAGUUAUCUUCUUUUGGACUUUAAUUAGUGAUAUGCCUUGCAGUCUGCCUCUCUUACUCCUUCUACCCCCAAGCCUUCUGCCUCCUGUUCUCUAACCUUUGCAUGCCACUUGUGUUAUAGCUUUGAUUAGCUGUUAGCUUCUCCUAAGCUCUUGUGUGAGAUUUGUCAUAUGCAGGCUCCAAUAUAUGUAAAUAAGCAAAUCGUCUUGGCAGAUGCUGUUAGAAUAGGCAGAGUGCAUGAUAGAAAGCCUUCUUAUGAUGUAUUCCUUGACAGUGCUGCAGAUGGUCCAGAUUUACUGUCUACAGAACUGGAAUUGGUUAGAAAUAUUGAGUUAGCAGUAAAGGAGGAAAGAUAUGAUGAUGCAGGUAACAACAAUACGAAUGUUAAGAGUUUGCUUAAGAUGCUGAUUUUUUCCAUCCUUAUUUUCUCCUCUCUUUUUCCUUUUUUUCCUUUAUUUUAGUUCAUUUGUUCCCUGCAACUUCUUUCAAUGCUACACUUCUCCUUUCUGUUUAUCAGUCAUGCUUUUGUUGCUCUUACAGUAUAAAAUGGACUUAUAAUU